Molecule: messenger RNA, 492 nt
Organism: Acanthamoeba castellanii str. Neff
Lineage: Eukaryota; Discosea; Longamoebia; Acanthamoebidae
Exons: 3
Coding region: 1-492 (163 amino acids)
Source: RefSeq, a predicted model, not a curated record
AUGAUUAUCGUCAACUGGCGGUGGUGGGAUUCACUGGUGACUUUUGCCCUGUACAGCCUCAUCUUCCUCUUCCUCUACUCUGCCGGCUUCGUCUUCCUCAUGAUCAAUCUCUACGCCUACGCCCAAGACGGUCUCAGCCCACGCAUGCCACCUGUCCACCCCACACCCUGGGACCAGGCGAUCUACCACUACAGCAAGAAGGACUACCGGCUGGCCGAGCAGUUCUUCUCCCAGGUGCCGCCGUCGGACGAGCGCUACAGCCUGGCGCUGCGCUACAUCGGGUACAACAUCUACCUGCGCCACCUCAACAAGCCCCUGCUGGCCAUCCCCUACGUCAACCGCUCGUGGCUGGCGGACCCGUUCGACCUCACGUCGUGGAUCGACCUGUGCACGGCCUACCAUCGGGUGCUGAGGUCCGCCUUCCACGAGAUCGGCAAGCAGAUGUAUCUCCUCUGCUCCAACUGCGCUCUAGAAAGCGAGACGACGACUUGA